AUGAAAAGAAUAAUCUUAUUCUUUUUAAUUAUAUGGGCAAUAAAUAUUAAGAGAUAUAUAAAUUAUAAUAUAAAAAUAAAAUUAAAGACGUUUACUAAUAAAAUAUUUAUGUCCGGAAGAGUACAAUUAAAAUCAACAAAAUUACAACAUAGGAAAAGGCCAAGGAAAAGAAAAAAAUCUAGCAUAUAUCCAACUCCUGUGUUAUAUCAUCCUAGACAAAGAGAUUAUUUUAAUCUUCAGGGUGAAUAUACAUGUCUUCCGAGUGAAGAUAUCUUAAAUUUAUUAUCACAAAACAAACUAUAUUUAUUAAUACAAAGUAUAAGAAAUAAAAAUAAUGAUGCUAUAAAUAAAAUAUUAUAUAAAGAUGUGAAUAAUAUAUAUAUAGAUAAAAAUCAUAUAUAUUAUGAUGAUAAAAAUGUACAAGCAAAAGAAAAUGGAAAUAUAAAAACAGAAACACAAAAAGGAACACAAAAAGGAACACAAAAAGGAACACAUAAUAGUAGAGAUAUUAAUCAUUUAUAUGACCGUGAAAAAAAAACUUGCAGAAAUUUUAUAAAAUUUUCUAAUUUUAAUAAGUAUUAUAAUGAAAAGAAUAAUUAUACAAAUGAAGAUAUUAUUAACAUAGAUAAUGAUGAUAAUAAUAAUAAUGAUAAUAAUAAUAAUAAUAAUAAUGAUAAUGAUAAUAAUAACAAUAAUAAUGAUAAUAAUAACAAUAAUAAUGAUAAUAAUAACAAUAAUGAAGAACAAGAAAAAGGUAAAGACAACACCUUUGUUGAUAUAAAUAAUAUUUAUUUUUAUUUCAAAAAAGUUAACAUCACUAAUAUAAAUAAAGAUAAUAUAAAUGAUGAUAUAUAUAAAGAGUUAUUACAACUAAAAAAAAUAUCGUUACAAAAUCAAGAUGAGAUAGGUUAUAAUAUAUAUAAAUAUUUUUUAAAUAUUAUUACUAAUGUAGAAAGAGAAAAAUAUAUGGACGACUUUUUUUUAGUUAAAUAUAUUAAUAAUAUAUGGAUAAAUAAAAAUGUACAUAAAUAUUUUUAUUUCUUAAAUUCUUUAUAUGAUCGUAUGAGGAAAAUUUCUUAUAAAUUAUUUUCUUUAAAUUAUAAUAUUGAUAUUAUUGGUCAUGAUGAAGAAAAAAAUAAAAUGAUGUAUUUCCAAAGACAUGAAUUAUUUGACAAAAUUAUAAAAAAAACGAAAUAUAUACCAAACUAUAUUUUAAAACAUAAUUAUAUAUAUUCCAAUAAUAUUUUUAAUCUAUAUAAAUAUGAUAUAAAUACAAAUUCUUAUAUAAAUAAUUUUGAUCAUACAUAUAAAGAAGUAUCCAUUGAUGACUUUUUACAUAGCGAAAGAAAAAAAAAUCUUAAUAUUUUCUAUGACAAAGAAAAGUUCCAACCUUUCUAUGAAUAUGCUCAACAAUAUGAUAAAAAUAAUCAAAUGAAAUAUAUAAUGACUGUUGUUUAUGGAAAGGAUAGGGAACAAAAGAUUUCGAAUGAACAAACCUCUGUGCAGCAACGAAUAAAUUAUCAUCAAGGGGAUCAUAAAAUAAAUCCAAACCAAAAUGUAAACAUUAAUAAUAAUGAUGACAAAAAUAAUAAUAGUGACAAAAAUAAUAAUAGUGACAAAAAUAAUAAUAGUGACAAAAGCUAUAAUGAUGACAAAAGCAAUAAUGAUGACAAAAACAAUAAUGGUGACAAUAAUAAUAUUAAUUAUAAUCAUCAUUAUUGUAAUAAUCCAAAUGAACCAAAUUGGCUAUCUGCAAUAAGAAAGAACCCAGAAUUAAAAUACGAAAUCUUAACCAAAAUUUGUGAAAAAAUGCAGGCAGAAUUUCGAGAAAUGAACGUCUUAACUGAAGAUAAUAAAAUCGACUUAAACAGAAUCGAUGAUAUUAAAAAUGAUAAAGAUAAUUUGUUAUAUAAAAAAGUUUAUGCUAUGCGUGAUUAUUUUUAUAAAAUAUUUUAUGAUCAUUAUAAUCCAAAUUUAGAUAUAUAUGAAUUAGAAACCUAUGUAGAUGCAGAAUACAGAACAUUUUCUUAUAAAAAGGAUCUAGAUGUUUUAUUUAAAAACUGGGUUCUAAAUGAAAAAAAACAAUUACCAGUUGUACAUUUUGCUAAGAAGGAUGUUGAGCUAGCCAAAAUCAGAUACAUGUCAAAAACAAAAAGGAAAGAGUUAGAAUUUAAUGAGAGGUUUGAGGAACGACAUGGCAAAGGAAAGAUACCCUUUAGAAGAAAUUUUGAUGAAACAAAAGAAGAUGGACAAAAAGGUGAUGAUAAACCAAAUGGUGAUGAUAAACCAAAUGGUGAUGAUAAACCAAAUGGUGAUGAUAAACCAAAUGGUGAUGAUAAACCAAAUGGUGAUGAUAAACCAAAUGGUGAUGAUAAACCAAAUGGUGAUGAUAAACCAAAUGGUGAUGAUAAACCAAAUGGUGAUGAUAAACCAAAUGGUGAUGAUAAACCAAAUAGUGAUGAUAAACAAAGUAGUGAUGAUAAACGAAAUAGUGAUGAUAAACAAAAUAGUGAUGAUAAACAAAAUAGUGAUGAUAAACAAAAUAGUGAUGAUAAACAAAAUAGUGAUGAUAAACAAAAUAGUGAUGAUAAACAAAAUAGUGAUGAUAAUAAUGGAGGGAGUGAGUCCUCGUCGAAUAUUAUUACAAAAUCUCAAGAAGACGAUAAAACAAAGAGUAAAAAGAAAGUUAUCAUAAAAUCAAUAAAUUGUCUAAUAAAAUGGAAUAUAAGUAGCGAAAAUGAAUACAAGAAAAAUAAUGAUGAAAAUAUAUUGAAGGAUGAUGGCAUAAAUGUUGGAAAUGAUGAUAAUGACGAUAAUGAUGAUGAUGAUGAUGAUGAUGAUGAUGAUGAUGACAAUGUUGAUUUUAAUGAUAUAGAUAUUCCUAAUAAUGAUUUAGAUUCUUAUGGGUUUUGUGAUGAAAAUAUAGAUGUAUAUGAAGAUGAGGAUCCAACUUUUGAAGAUAUACAUUAUGCUAAACUGGUUAUCUAUGAUGAUAAUUAUGAUAAACAAGAAUUUAUAGAAACAUUAAUGAAAUAUAUAACAACAUGUGAUUAUAAAAGAGCAUACUCUAUAUAUAACUCAUUAAAAAUUAAAGGUAAAGUAGAUAAUCUAUACUUCAAAAAUUAUGAAAGAGCCGAAAAUAUAGCAUUUCUUUUACGACAAUCAGAACAAAAAAUUUUAGUUGAGGCAGAGUUUUUAUAG
This is a messenger RNA of Plasmodium falciparum 3D7, 3201 nucleotides long. RefSeq lists its product as uncharacterized. The record is from RefSeq and is a predicted model, not a curated record. Lineage: Eukaryota; Apicomplexa; Aconoidasida; Haemosporida; Plasmodiidae.